ACAAAGCAUCAUUCUACAGUAAGAAAUCUAUCUUGGCUCUCCAUCUAAAAUGCCCAGAUUUCAGAAUUGCUGGCGAUGCGAUAAUACAGUCAAAGUUGGUGUUAUCUGUAGCCGGUGUGGUAUUGCUAAAUACUGCAGUGAAAAAUGUCGAAAAGAAGACGUAUUUCAUCACGAAGCCGAAUGCAUUCCUGUGGCAAUUGUAAGAACUUGUACAGAAUGCCAUAAAAGAGGUAGAGAUCUUCGAGCUUGCACCAGAUGCUACCAAGCUUUCUACUGCAAUUCAGAAUGCCAAAGAAAGAACUGGGGAGGACACAAAUUGAAAUGCAACCAGGUUAAGAAAGCAACUGUCGCUCUUGCGAAAAAAAUGUUGGAUUACUUUUCCAGUGGCAAAGUUAAUUGUGGUUAUUAUUAUUGGGGCAACAAACCAGCGUUUGAUUGUUUUAAUCUUCUGGAGAAUGAAGGAGAAGACUACAACAAUCCAAUGAAGGUCUUGUAUCUUGGUGUUGGUGACCUGAGAAACGUAGCUUCUUCUUGUGCAUCACUUCCUGGCUCUGGAAAGAAUAUAUUGUUCACUCUCAACGAUAAAGCAAGUUGCGUUCUGGCCAGAUUGGUGUUACUUCUUUACAUGCUGAUUGAAGGUGAAGAAAAUUACGAAAAAAUCGUCACGGAAAUUUGGUAUUCGAUUUCUCUCAGUCAAUCAUCUUACAUAUAUCUCACGAAGACUCUUAAAAAGCUCUGUAGCAUCAUCAAUCCCGAGGAGUUAAAAUUUAAAACCGGCGGACGCAUCAACAUUAAAGAAAGGGAUUUUGCAGCACUGAAGCACGUCUGGCAAAAGUGGCUUGAUAUGAACGUCGUUGGCACUAAGUGGAUAUUUUUGCAACGAGAACAUUUUUUCAAAAAGUUUUCUUAUCGAUUUGAUCCAACAUAUGUCAAUAGUAUACCCAGAAAACACGCCGCAUCGGCCCGAAAGUUUAUAAGGGAUGGACUGUUUCGAAGGACGGAUGUCGCUCGGCCAUCGUUUGCCGAAAAUCCAACCUUGACUGGUCCGAUCAAUCUAGACUUCAUUCGUUCGUCUAAUAGGAACAUGUAUGUCUUUGCCAUUAAAUAUACUAGCCUCCCAUUUUUCGGAUGGGAUUACCUUUUGAUCAGAAAAUACAAAAGCGCUGAUUGUCUCGUUACUAUGUUUGGCGAGUAUGUCGAACACAUCUUGAGAAGAUUUAAAGAGAAUAUGUGGAAGCACCAAAUUAGAUUUGAUGUAGACAUGUGCGAUUGCAUGAACAUGAAAGACCGCGUUGAGAGUGGUACGCAGUAUGAUCGAAUCUUAACGUCCAACCUCAUGGAUUACAUACACCUUCCCUCCUUACUGAAAGUUUGUUCCGAGCUGUUAAAUCAUAGCAAUUCUUGUGCCACCAUCGUAACAGAAACGUUAUUUUGGUCUUAUGAUUUCAUGCCUCCUUUCCCGUUUCCCAGAGAGGUAGUACAAAGAAUUGCCUUGGCUGACGUUGAGAAAAUUCCAGAUUUUGAAAUUGAUCACAUGCAGCCUUACGUCGUGGAAUAUGCUGAGGAUUCCGCAGACUUCGUUCGAUUUUUAAGAGCUCUGUUUCACGCCAACUCAUUGGAAGAGCCCAAGGAAGGAUCAAAAGAACCGAAAUUGCCUUUGAUUAAGAAUUUAGGGUGUGAAUUCAACUUGCGUCUUCGGGAUUUCUUGCGAAACGAAAACACGUUGAUUUUCUUCAAGCUAGCAGCUAAUAUUAGAACAGUAACAUCUGUUAACGGUGAUGAGCGAUUUCUUGAGUGGUGCACAAACACAUGAAUGAACUUGGUAAACACGUUAUUCGAUAUCGAACAAGAUAGACAUGUUUGCAUGCCUGUAAUGUUUUAGAUAACUGAACGCUUAUUGUUCUUCAGUCUGUCAUAGCAAAAUCAACAAUCUGAAAUCAUUUUUGUGAUUGAGGUUUAAGACUGAAUUUAGAUAUUGUAGAAGCUGUUGUAUAUUUGGCACAAUUUGAUGAUUUUCAUUUUCCAGGUUAGGCAAUAGUUCUUAACUUGCUGCCCAAUCUUUAAUUUCCUAAUGUAUACGAAUAAUACAAGCAUGUUAAUUGUAACAGAACGACGUGCAACAGUUGCAGAAUUUCGAUAAAUAAAAUAAAGAAAAGUGUAUUCCCAUAUACUUCUACCUUUA
Messenger RNA from Xenia sp. Carnegie-2017, 2182 nucleotides. Its product is annotated as C2 calcium-dependent domain-containing protein 6-like. Bases 50 to 1813 code for a protein of 587 amino acids. Lineage: Eukaryota; Metazoa; Cnidaria; Anthozoa; Malacalcyonacea; Xeniidae. The transcript is spliced from 2 exons. The record is from RefSeq and is a predicted model, not a curated record.